GCUGCGGCCGGGGAGGGCCCGAGAGUGGCCGGGAGGAGCCGUGCGGGAGCGGGGAGGGAGCGGGAGGAGCCGGGAGGAGCCGCGAGGGGCCGUGAGGGCCAUGCUCCCCCCGCCCCGCACCGCGCCGCCGGCGGAGGCAGGCGCGGCGCUGCCGCAGGGCGCCCUGCGCCGGGCAUGAAGUUACGGCGGAGCGGGGCGGGCGGCGCCUCCCCCGGGCGGCCGUAGCCCCGGGGCGGGCUCGGCACAGCCUCGGCAGCCGCCCCGCAGCCCCCCGCAGCGCGGCGCCGGUGCCGGAGCCGUGCCGGAGCCGUGCCGGAGCCGAGCGAUGUGCGCGCCGCGGCCGGCACCUGCCGCCCCGCUCCCAUAGCGCCUGCUGGCAGCGCGGCGGCUGGAGGUGCCCCUCGGGAAGUUUGAUGGCUUCUUUGCGGAGAGUCAAAGUCCUGCUGGUGUUAAACUUGAUCGCGGUGGCCGGCUUCGUCCUCUUCCUGGCUAAGUGCAGACCCAUCACGGCCAAGAGCGGUGACUCCUUCCACGACGUCCAUCCCAGGGCAGAAGUGGUCAACUUGACAGCUCACGGCAUUGGCUCCAUCCAGGAUGCAGUGCUGAAGAGGCUCUCCCUCCUGGAGGACAUAGUCUACAGGCAGCUCAAUGGUCUGUCCAAGUCACUUGGUCUCAUUGAAGGCUAUGGUGGACGUGGCAAAGGUGGGCUUCCAGCCACCCUGUCCCCUGAGGAGGAGGAGAAAGCUAAGGGACCCCAUGAGAAAUACGGCUACAACUCCUACCUCAGUGAGAAAAUUUCACUGGAUCGUUCCAUACCAGAUUAUCGUCCAACCAAGUGCAAAGAGCUGAAAUAUGGCAAGGACCUACCCCAGAUCUCCAUUAUCUUCAUCUUCGUGAAUGAAGCGCUGUCGGUUAUCCUGCGGUCGGUGCACAGUGCUGUUAAUCAUACACCAGCUCACCUGCUGAAGGAGAUUAUCCUUGUGGAUGACAACAGUGAUGAAGAGGAGCUGAAGGCACCGCUGGAGGAAUAUGUCAACAAACGAUACCCGGGGCUGGUGAAGGUGGUGCGCAACCAGAAGAGGGAAGGCCUUAUCCGCGCGCGCAUUGAGGGCUGGAAGGCUGCCACAGGCCAGGUCACUGGAUUUUUUGAUGCCCACGUGGAGUUCACUGCUGGCUGGGCUGAGCCGGUACUCUCGCGAAUUCAGGAGAAUCGAAGAAGGGUCAUUCUUCCCUCCAUCGACAACAUCAAGCAGGACAACUUCGAGGUGCAGCGCUACGAGAACUCUGCCCAUGGGUACAGCUGGGAGCUGUGGUGCAUGUACAUCAGCCCCCCCAAGGACUGGUGGGAUGCUGGGGAUCCCUCGCUGCCCAUCAGGACACCGGCAAUGAUCGGUUGCUCCUUUGUUGUGCACAGGAAGUUCUUUGGAGAGAUUGGGCUCCUCGAUCCUGGGAUGGAUGUGUAUGGAGGAGAAAACAUAGAGCUCGGCAUCAAGGUGUGGCUCUGCGGCGGCAGCAUGGAGGUCCUGCCCUGCUCCAGGGUGGCUCACAUUGAGCGCAAGAAGAAGCCCUACAACAACAACAUCGGUUUCUACACCAAGCGCAAUGCCCUGCGAGUGGCCGAGGUGUGGAUGGAUGACUACAAGUCCCAUGUCUACAUCGCAUGGAACUUGCCGCUGGAGAAUCCAGGUAUUGACAUUGGGGAUGUCUCUGAGAGAAAAGCUUUGAGGAAGAGCUUGAAGUGUAAAAAUUUCCAGUGGUAUCUGGACCACGUUUAUCCAGAAAUGAGAAGAUACAACAACACCAUUGCGUAUGGCGAGCUUCGGAACAACAAGGCGAAGGAUGUUUGCCUUGACCAGGGCCCGCAGGAGAACCACACAGCAAUACUGUACCCGUGCCACGGCUGGGGACCGCAGCUUGCACGCUACACCAAGGAGGGGUUCCUUCAUCUCGGCGCCCUUGGGACCACGACUCUUCUGCCCGACACCCGCUGCCUGGUGGAUAACGUGAAGAGCCGCUUCCCUCAGCUCCUCGACUGUGAAAAGGUCAAGAGCAGCCUCCAUAAGCGCUGGAAUUUCAUCCAGAAUGGUGCCAUCCUGAACAAGGGAACGGGGCGCUGCUUGGAAGUGGAAAACAGAGGAAUGGCUGGCAUCGAUCUGAUUCUUCGCAGCUGCACAGGACAAAGGUGGACAAUUAAAAAUUUCAUCAAGUAAAGGGUGGAAAACUCCGAGGAGUCUCACCUGAAAUACAGCUGACUUGGACUGAUCUGACUGGACUCCUUUGGAAAGGACAAAAUAUCAAAACAGAGCUUUAUUCAUGUUAUUAGGAGAGGACAUGGGGGAAAUGGGCAUUUGUGUCUUUAUUUUUAUUGUAUAUUAGUCUCCCGCAGCUGAUUCCAACUGUGUGAAAUUGGGUCAGAACUGCUAUUUUCUUCUGGCGAGCACUCUAAAAGGUACCACUUAUUUCUGUUGGAAUAAGUGUAAUAAGCUCAUGCAGUCUUGUGAGCAUUUUACUGACAGGGAAAUGUUGCUUUCCCAGAUGACUCCAAGCUCUCCCAAAAGGCCAGCUAGGUUUGCACUGUGGUCAGAGUCAAGAGACCCUGCAUAUAUCUGCAUGGCAAGCACAAAAACUUGCUUGCUUGUGAGAGGAAAAUGUGGCCAAGCCCCAGACAGGCUGUGUUUGAAUGAUGUGGUGUUUCAUUAGGUUCUCUCUCUCUUUUCCCUUUCUUGCCCCUACAUCUAGCAGCCCUUUUCUUGAGUGUGGAAGAAGCAAAGCUCUCAGAGACGCCCUGGUAGAUCCCACAGAUCUUUCCAAUCCUUAAUCACAGAUGUCAUUA
Messenger RNA from Oxyura jamaicensis (ruddy duck), 2833 nucleotides. It is a transcript of the gene GALNT17, whose product is annotated as polypeptide N-acetylgalactosaminyltransferase 17. Lineage: Eukaryota; Metazoa; Chordata; Aves; Anseriformes; Anatidae. Gene Ontology annotation, cellular component: Golgi apparatus. The record is from RefSeq and is a predicted model, not a curated record. The transcript has 11 exons. The coding region runs from base 414 to 2210 and encodes 598 amino acids.